UACUUCCUGUUUUUAGCCAUGCUCGCGGUUUACCGCUUUUAGCUGCAUGAUGAACAUUUGCAAUAACCUUAAGCCUCUGGCUCGGCUCUCUUUGUUAUGUUCUAGUCGCAUUUUGCCAAAGACGAGGUUUCACAAUUACUGGACAGCCCCAAAGAAAUGUAACGGUUGCCAAACUGCCCUGUGGAAACUACCUCCAGUGCAUUUGUUAGGACACGGAGUGUCUCUGGUGUACCCCUUUAGAGGCUUUUCAGACAGUGAUUUAAACCAUUUGUCCACAACUGAUCCGACAAGUGACUCCAGUGACAACUAUACCAGGGAUGAAGGAUCCCCUCGGGAUUUCUCUCUUGACGUACUAGUGGCUCUUCUGAAGCAGGAAAAUGCACUGGACUUGUGUGUCAUCAAAGUCCCAGAGCAGAUCAAUUAUGCACACUACUUAAUUGUUGUCAGUGGCUACUCAACAAGACACCUCAAGGCUAUGGCGCUUUAUGCUAUCAAAGUGUAUAAAUAUUUGAAGAAAAAACAUCAACCGGAUGUCAAAAUUGAAGGAAAAGACACAGAGGACUGGAUGUGUAUAGACUUUGGUAAUAUGGUGGUUCAUUUCAUGCUGCCAGAGUCCAGGGAGGUUUAUGAACUGGAAAAGUUAUGGACGCUCCGCAGCUACGAUGAACAACUGAGGAACAUGCCUGUAGAGAAAUUACCAGAAGAUUUUAUUUAUGAUCUUGAAGUUACAAAGUGACUCGAAUUAUAAAAAAAACAAAACACAGUUGCUUUUCUAUAGUUUGUGAAAAUCUUAAAUUAUUGAGCAUUAUCUUUAAAUAAAUUACAA
Messenger RNA from Periophthalmus magnuspinnatus, 826 nucleotides. It is a transcript of the gene malsu1, whose product is annotated as mitochondrial assembly of ribosomal large subunit 1. Lineage: Eukaryota; Metazoa; Chordata; Actinopteri; Gobiiformes; Gobiidae. Gene Ontology annotation, cellular component: mitochondrion. Gene Ontology annotation, biological process: negative regulation of translation; negative regulation of ribosome biogenesis. The transcript is spliced from 4 exons. The record is from RefSeq and is a predicted model, not a curated record. Gene Ontology annotation, molecular function: ribosomal large subunit binding. Bases 47 to 736 code for a protein of 229 amino acids.